Molecule: messenger RNA, 2486 nt
Organism: Lonchura striata (white-rumped munia)
Lineage: Eukaryota; Metazoa; Chordata; Aves; Passeriformes; Estrildidae
Source: RefSeq, a predicted model, not a curated record
AUGGCCCCCGCAUUCCCCCGCCUGGUCCUCGGCCUCCUGGUGCUGAGUUUGUGCUGUGAAGCUUGCAAGAAAGUAAUUUUUCAUGUUCCUUCUGAACUAGAGGCUGAGACGUUAGUUGGCAGAGUUGAUUUGAAAGAAUGCCUUCAGUCUGCAGAGUUUAUCAGUUCCAGUGAUGGGAGAUUCAAGGUUCUAGAGGAUGGUUCUGUGUAUACAACAUCUGCACUUUCUUUGUCUGCUGAGAAAAAGACUUUUACCAUAUUACUUAAGGAUAUUCAAGAACAAGUUCAAAAGAAAAUACAGGUUGACUUGGUGGAAGAAGAAAAAAAGACACCGAAUAAGAGGCAUGCUAGAGAUACAAUUCUCAAGAGAACCAAAAGAAGGUGGGGCCCUAUUCCAUCUGUCAUGAUAGAGAACUCACUGGGACCUUUCCCACUGCAAAUACAGCAGGUCCAGUCAGACACAGCUCAGAACUACACAAUUUAUUAUUCUGCAAGUGGACCAGGGAUUGAUCAAGAUCCAAAGGGCUUGUUUUACAUAGAAAGAGAAACUGGAAAUAUCUUUGCUACUCGUGCAGUAGACCGUGAACAGUAUCCAAGUUUUCAGAUCAUUUGCUUUGCAACUACUCCAGAUGGUUAUUCACCUGAAGUACCACUUGUGCAUACAAUCAGGAUAGAGGAUGACAAUGAUAAUGCUCCAUAUUUUACACAAGACCAUUUUGAAUUUUGUGUCCCUGAAAAUUCCAGACCUGGUGUUUUUGUUGGGAAAGUGACUGCAGAGGACAGAGAUGAGCCUUACACUCUGCAUACCACGUUGAAAUACCGCAUUGUGUCACAAACCCCACCCAUUACCCCAGCGUUUUCCUUACAUGGUGACACCGGCGUCAUCUCUGUAUUACUGCCACAGCUGGACAGAGAGCUUGUGCCCAGUUACACUUUGUUAGUUGAAGUGAGAGAUAUGGCAGGUCAGCCUUUUGGUUUGUGCACUACAGGAACAGUUGUCAUCAAAAUCGAGGAUACGAAUGACAAUGCACCAUCCUUUAAACAGUUACAAUAUGAAACACGAGUGGAAGAAAACAGAGUGAGUGUAGAAAUACUGAGAGUCUCUGUUGUUGAUCUUGAUGAACCUGGUUCACCUGGCUCAGGAGCAGUAUAUGAAAUUAUAAGAGGAAAUGAUGAUCAGGCCUUUGAAAUUACAACAGACAAAAACACAAAUGAAGGAAUACUGUGUGUUGUUAAGGGAUUGGACUAUGAAACUGCCAAGCAAAGGAUCCUGGUGAUUGGAGUCAACAAUGAGGCACCCUACCUGCUGGCUCCCCAUUCGCAGCAACUUUCCCAGAGCACCUGCUCUGUUACCGUGCAUGUCCUGGAUGUGGAUGAGGGACCGGUGUUUAAACCCUGUCUCUUGCGCUUAGACGUUAAAGAAUGUGAAGAUAUUGGGACAGCUAUUGGGAGAUACAUAGCAGAAGAUCCAGAAAGUGGAAAUACUGAGGGCAUAAGAUACCGGAUACCACCUGGCCAGUGUAAUUGGAUCAACAUAGAUGAACAGUCAGGUGAAGUCAGAACUGUUAGGGUCUUGGACCGAGACAUAGGAGAAAUGAGACGAGGUCAAUGCAAUGUCACAGUCCUUGCAAUAGACAGAAAUGGUAAAACAGGCACUGGAACAAUUCAGGUUUGCAUCGUGCCUGGCAACAAGAAUUUCCCACGAAUCACUCAAACAGACUAUAUCAUGUGCAGAGACAGAAAACCGAUUUGCCUCACGGCACAGGAUGGCGAUGAGGCUCCUUACAGCGCGCCCUUUGUCUAUCGCAUAACCGACCGAAGACUGGCUUCCAUGUGGAAGUUAACACCACACGACGAUAAUUCUUGGUAUCUUUCACCAAAGAGUGAUAUUCCGUAUGGAAUUUAUGAAAUUCCUGUAACUGUGAUUGAUAAUGGAGGAAAGAGAGGAGAGAACAUAGUAAGAGUUAAUCUCUGUGAUUGUGUUACUCCAUCUGAAUGUGAUGGCAGAGCUCGUCAGCUUUCGGGUGGAAAUGUUACCCUUGGUCUCUGGGCCAUCCUUGCAAUGAUCUUAGGAUCAUUAUUACUGCUGCUAAUCCUGAUCACAAUUUGUGGCUGCUGUGGCACUGGAGCAAUGCACAGGCAGGUGACUGAUGAUUGUGCCAAUCACAAUUUAAUAAUUUCAAACACAGAAGCUCCAGGAGAAGAAGUGAUGGAUCAAAAUAUAAUUCCUCUACAAAAUACAUGUGAUCAAGGAGGGUAUGGAGUAAAGACAGGAGAGCAGCAAACAUUUGAAAUGGUAAAAGGAAGGGGGCAUACCUUGGAAUCAGUCAAGGGAGGUGGACAUCAGACUCUGGGAUCAGUUAAAGAAGGAGGAGGACAGACUGUGAUGGAUACUUGUAGAUACUCCUACUCAGAGUGGCAUAAUUUCACACAUCCUCGUUUAGGUGAAGUAAGUAUUCUGAAACUGAUUUUCUUUGAAGUGUAGGU